AUGAAGUCGACCCCUGACACAAGAGAUAGGAGCAAGUAUUGCGAAUUUCACCGGGAUCAUGGGCAUACUACAGAGGACUGUCAUGCUUUACAGCGAGAAAUUGAAGCCCUUAUCAAAAGAGGAUUUUUAAAGAAUUACAUUGCAUCCGGUGGAGACACAAGUAGUGGGCAGAAGCAGUAUGCCCGCCAACAUGCUCAUACCCCAAGAGAAUCUAGUGAUGAAAUUAAAGACAUCACUUUUGGUGCAAGAGAUUUGGAAGGAAUAUCAUAUCCUCAAGAUGAUGCCUUGGUCAUUUUUGCGGUUGUGCCUAACUUCAAAGUAAAGAGGAUUCUGGUUGAUAAUGGGAGUGUCACGAACAUACUAUCGCAGGAGGCUUUCGCCAAAAUGGGAAUCUUUCCCAAGCAGCUCAAAGCAGUAAAAACUCCCCUACAAGGAUUUGGUAGUGGAAUCAUUAUCCCUGAAGGCAUCGUCGAGCUCCCGCUUACGUUAGGAGCUGGUAGUACACAAGUGACGUAG
Molecule: messenger RNA, 516 nt
Organism: Olea europaea var. sylvestris
Lineage: Eukaryota; Viridiplantae; Streptophyta; Magnoliopsida; Lamiales; Oleaceae
Exons: 2
Coding region: 1-516 (171 amino acids)
Source: RefSeq, a predicted model, not a curated record